UGCUUUGUUCCAGCAGUUGCACAACGUUGCAGUCACUGAAGUAGUUCUCCAUUUCCCCGCUAGAAGCGAAGCAACCAGUUUCCCGGCCAUUCUUUCUCCUCCAUUUUCAAUUUCUACUCAGAUACAGUUCUCAAAGAACGUUGCGGUUUCAUUUGAAAAGUCAUAGCAUGGCAAUCUUUUACCAUUUCAGAGUUUUGACGGAUGUCUAAGGACCUUAUCAAGUUUCAGCUUUACGGGCACUCUCUUGAGGUUUGAUUCUUUUUGGGUAAAAUUCUUCAUUUCGAUCGACAACCUCAACAGGGUAGGUGAAGGGGAGGAGCCUGAGCUUGAGACAGGCGUCCCAUUUGAUAUGCUGACAGUAGUGAAUAUCAAGUGACAUCUGGCACUCUUCAAACAUGUCAUGGUCAAGGGUUUGUAAAAGAGCCCUUCCCCUCUCCCCUUACUUCAAGAACCCACAGCAUAUCACAUGUGAAUCCAGACACGUUGCUUGCUUACAAAAUGUGCAUACCCAGUUAUAAUUUCAUUGGAGGUUGUAGUACUAGUAGUAGUGCAUAUCAGAGGCAUUUUAGCCAUGGUAGUCCUAUUUGGCGCUUCAAGCUAGGCUCAUUUGACAAUUGCGGUCAGCUUCCUCCAUUUGCUUCUCAAUCUUUGUUGAGAAUCCAGCGGCCCUAUUCUGCUCAGGCUACCACACAACAGAAAUCACGCAAGAUGCUGUUGUACCUUACGGGUUUGGUGUUUGCAAUGGCGGCAAGCAGUUAUGCAGCUGUUCCUUUCUACAGAAGAUUCUGCCAAGCUACUGGAUAUGGAGGCACUGUCCAACCUCGUGAGAGUUUUGAGCAGAAGAUUGCUCGGCAUGGUAAGGAUGGCACGGUCACUACAAGGGAGAUUGUGGUUCAGUUCAAUGCUGAUGUGGCUGAUGGAAUGCAAUGGAAGUUUAUUCCUACACAAAGAGAGGUUUUUCUCAUACAAUAUGUUUAUUUAUUGGGUCAAUUUCAGUUUAGUACUCUGAACUUUCACCCAAAUGGCAUGUGACCACUCCAACCCCAACACUACCUUAAACCACAACCCAUAUAACCGUCAGCCAAAUUCAAACCCCAACCCCUCUGUCUGGAUGAUUCCUUGAUUUGGUUGAAUAAAAAAAUUUGAAACGUUCAUCCUCAACUGAUCCCAAAUUCCCUAAGCCAAAACAAAAGGCUUAUCCCAAAUUUUCUUCGUGGUAGUGGAUCAUGAAAACACCACCAUCCCCAUUUUUUUCAAUAAAAACAAGAGUGAGAUCCAUAUUUUCUGAUCCAGUCGAUGGUGUGCGGGAGGCCAAAUCUUCUUAUUGUGGCAGAAGGAGGGGGGGGGUCAGUGCUAAGAAGAUGGGAGUGGGGGGGCAGGAUGGGGGUGAGGGGGUUGGAGUGGUGGUGGUUGUAGUCCAAGGGUAGAAUUAGGGGAGGAGGAGAACCAUUCGAGUAAACAUUCAGGGUACUAAACUGAAAUUGAUCAUUAUUUAUUCGUAAUGUGCAUUAUUGUUCUUGCUACAAUUUUGAUGCUUUACUUAACAUUCUUGCCGUCGUUAUGUUAACUCGCAAUUGUACGGGCCAAUUAGUAGUAUAUCAAGACAAGUAUGAGGUCAUACCCACAAGGACAGAGAAGU
Prunus avium (sweet cherry) is the source of this 1639-nucleotide messenger RNA. The record is from RefSeq and is a predicted model, not a curated record. NCBI's taxonomy places the organism in Eukaryota, Viridiplantae, Streptophyta, Magnoliopsida, Rosales, Rosaceae.